CCCCGUGGGAGAGAGGCAAGCCCAGCACCCCGUGGGAGAGAGGCCACCCCAGCACCCCGUGGGAGAGUGGCCACCCCAGCACCCGUCGGAGAGAGGCCAGCCCAGCACCCCGUGAGAGAGUGGCCACCCCAGCACCCCGUGGGAGAGCGGCCACCCCAGCACCCCGUCGGAGAGAGGCAAGCCCAGCACCCUGUGGGAGAGCGGCCACCCCAGCACCCCGUCGGAGAGAGGCCACCCCAGCACUUUGGCUGCUGUCUGAUUUGUCUGGGUGGCUGCCUGACCUGCAGUGUCCCUCCAGCACUGUGUGUGUGUGUUGUUCUGGAUGACAGAAUCCCUUCUGUUUACUGUUGGUUAUUUAUGUGUAUUAACAGGCAGAACGAAGCAAGGUAUUUUAGAAAACAUCUAAGAAUUAAUAUUGAUCUUUUAAUAUGACAAUUAAAAAUAACUAUUUCUAAUUUGCUAUUGUAACUGUUUGCUCUCCAAAUACUGACGUGUAGACCAGGCCUGCGAGGAUUUCAAAUCUGUCACCCACCACCACGUGUUCUCGCAGCCAUCUCUCUGGUGCCAAGCCGGAGUGAGACGUUUCCUGUGAAAAUCCCUCUCUGUUCUCAGGGUGAAAAAAGCUGCUUCAUCGGGCUGUAACAAUGGGCAUUAGGUCUUUUUAUUGUGGGUGGGGUUUAAAAAAUUGGGAGACGGUACUGUAGGCCAUGUGUCAACAAAUAUUCUGAGCACACUUGCCAUAGGCUCACCAGCCCUGAGGGACGGGGGUCACUAUGCUUCACUCCCCAAGAGGGCUGGAGGAACGGGUUAGAGGUGAAGAGGGACCCGAGGAGCAGGUUUUCUCCUCCACACGGAGGGUAGUGGGUGUGUGGAAUGAUCUGCCAGAGGAAGUGGUGGGGGUGGUCAGAAGAAGUGGUGGGGGUGGACAGAGGAAGUGGUGGGGGUGGACAGAGGAAGUGGUGGGGGUGGACAGAGGAAGUGGUGGGGGUGGUCAGAGGAAGUGGUGGGGGUGGACAGAGGAAGUGGUGGGGGUGGACAGAGGAAGUGGUGGGGGUGGUCAGAGGAAGUGGUGGGGGUGGACAGAGGAAGUGGUGGGGGUGGACAGAGGAAGUGGUGGGGGUGGUCAGAGGAAGUGGUGGGGGUGGACAGAGGAAGUGGUGGGAGUGGACAGAGGAAGUGGUGGGGGUGGUCAGAGGAAGUGGUGGGGGUGGACAGAGGAAGUGGUGGGGGUGGACAGAGGAAGUGGUGGGGGUGGUCAGAGGAAGUGGUGGGGGUGGACAGAGGAAGUGGUGGGGGUGGACAGAGGAAGUGGUGGGGGUGGACAGAGGAAGUGGUGGGGGUGGUCAGAGGAAGUGGUGGGGGUGGACAGAGGAAGUGGUGGGAGUGGACAGAGGAAGUGGUGGGGGUGGUCAGAGGAAGUGGUGGGGGUGGACAGAGGAAGUGGUGGGGGUGGACAGAGGAAGUGGUGGGGGUGGUCAGAGGAAGUGGUGGGGGUGGACAGAGGAAGUGGUGGGGGUGGACAGAGGAAGUGGUGGGAGUGGACAGAGGAAGUGGUGGGGGUGGACAGAGGAAGUGGUGGGAGUGGACAGAGGAAGUGGUGGGGGUGGACAGAGGAAGUGGUGGGGGUGAGUUGCGGUCAGCGAUACGGCAGCACAGUGCCAGUGACCUGGGUUCAAUUCCAACACUCUCUGUAAGGAGAUUCCACGUUCUCCCUGUGACUGUGUGGGUUUCCUCUGGGUCUCCGGUUUCACCCAGGGAAUGCCCUUUUCUCACUGUUACCAUCAGGGGGAGGUACAGAAGCCUGAAGGCACACACUCAGCUUCUUUCCCCCCCCUCUGCCAUCAGAUUCCUAAAUGGUCACUACCUCACUUUUAUUUAUUAUUCCUGUUUCUGCACUAUUUAACAUGCUUACUGUAAUUCAUUUAUUUUUACUGUUUGCAGAGUACUGCCGCCAUCAGGUUAACACAUUUCAUGACGUACACGCUGGUGAUAUUAACCUGGUUCUGAGCCCACAUUCCAAAGACGUACAGAUGGGUUAGUAGGUUAAUUGGUCACAUGAGUGUAAUGGGCAGAGCUGAAUCAUUAGUAGGUUAAUUGGUCACAUGGGUGUAGUGGGCGGAGCUGAAUCAUUAGUAGGUUAAUUGGUCACAUGAGUGUAGUGGGCAGAGCCAGUUCAUUGGGCUGGGACCAAUUCAGUGUUCAUAGGUUUAUAGACAAUAGACAGUAGGUGCAGGAGUAGGCCAUUCGGUCCUUCUAGCCAGCACCGCCAUUCACUGUGAUCAUGGCUGAUCAUACACAAUCAGUACCCUGUUCCUGCCCUCUCCCCUUAUCACUUGACCCCGCUAUCUAUAAGCGCUCUAUCUAACUCUCUCUUGAAUGCAUCCAGAGACUUGGCCUCCACUGCCUUCUGGGGCAGAGCAUUCCACAUAUCCACCACUCUCCGGGUGAAAAAGUUUUUCCGCAUCUGUUCUCAAUGGCCUACCCCUUAUUCUUAAACUGUGGCCUCUAGUUUUGGACUCACCCAUCAGCGGGAACAUGCUUCCUGCCUCCAGCGUGUCCAAUCCCUUAAUAAUCUUAUAUGUUUCAAUCAGAUCCCCUCUCAUCCUUCUAAAUUCCAGUGUAUACAAGCCCAGUCGUUCCAAUCUUUCAACAUAUGACAGUCCCGCCAUUCCGGGAAUUAACCUUGUGAACCUACGCUGCACUCCCUCAAUAGCAAGAAUGUCCUUCCUCAAAUUUGGAGACCAAAACUGCACACAAUACUCCAGGUGGGGUCUCACCAGGGCCCUGUACAGCUGCAGAAGGACCUCUUUACUCCUAUACUCAAUUCCUCUUGUUAUAAAGGCCAGCAUGCCAUUAGCUUUCUUCACUGCCUGCUGUACCUGCAUGCUUGCUUUCAUUGACUGGUUUAGAGGGAUGUGGGCCAGAUGCAGGUAAAUGAGAUUGGCUGGACAAUGUCACAGACCUGUUCUGCUGUGUAACCGUUUCCUCAAUCCAUGUACUCUCCCUGCUCGAGUCCAGCACACAGAGGCUGUGGGUGGGGCUCUGGGGAGUUCACUGAACACACUCCCCACCCCAGACUCGAGCAGCACCCCACCACCGUGCUCACCCAUACACAGAGUGCAGGUUACAAGGAGCGACUCCCCCCACGUACAAUGGGAGCACGAUGGGAUGUUCUAUGCCCUGGGUGAGUGAGGAAGCUCGACCCCACCCGUUCGAUCCCGCUAAACACUCACUCCGCUCCCCUCCACCGCCGUCGAUAACACGGUCCCUCUGAAAGCCGCUCCCAAACCCAGAACCUCUUGCAGCAAGGCCAGUGGGUGCAGGGGAGCACCGAGCUGUUCACUAACCCGAUGUGGAAAUCCUGCAACUCCAUCGCACACUCCCUCCUGGUAUUCAUCCCUGCAGGUGAGAGAAACGGAUUCGCCUCCACUCAGACCCACAAACUAUCCCUCCAGGUGAAGCAACACUUCAUCACGGCUUGUCUCCUGUACUCGGUGCUGCAGGUACAGCCUCCUCCGCACCGGUGGGACCUGACACAAACCGUUCCAUCCGCCAAAAGCGAUAUUUCCCAUUUUAACUGCAAACGCCAUUCCUAUUCUGAACUAUCAGUCAAAGGGCCCCCUCCCCUGCCAUAUCCCGUCCAGGUAGCCUCCGACAUUCCCGUGGACCC
Messenger RNA from Hypanus sabinus (Atlantic stingray), 3670 nucleotides. RefSeq lists its product as uncharacterized. The coding region runs from base 774 to 1694 and encodes 306 amino acids. Lineage: Eukaryota; Metazoa; Chordata; Chondrichthyes; Myliobatiformes; Dasyatidae. The record is from RefSeq and is a predicted model, not a curated record. The transcript has 2 exons.